Molecule: messenger RNA, 2148 nt
Organism: Cladophialophora immunda
Lineage: Eukaryota; Fungi; Ascomycota; Eurotiomycetes; Chaetothyriales; Herpotrichiellaceae
Exons: 4
Coding region: 181-2148 (655 amino acids)
Molecular function (GO): protein binding
Source: RefSeq, a predicted model, not a curated record
UUCGCCGACGAUCCUCAUGCGGGGAGUUCCAGAUUAAAGGCGAUGUCUGCUGCUGUCUGGCUAAAGAGGUGGGCUUCUCAUUUACGUUGCCUCAAUUUCGAGAUCCUGCUGGGAACGCGCAGUCCAUGAGGUAGUCGUACUGCUAUCCUCGGUCAAAGAAGGCUCAGGCAGUUUCUCUACAUGGCGGAGUCUUUCAGACGUUUCAUUGUCCUCCUGGCUAUCUCGACCUUGCUGCAUCAAUCUGUGGCGCAAAAUGUCUCACUGACGGUCGAUCCCAAUGCCUUGGAUCCUUUGCAGACAUGUAACCGAGGCUAUGGACGAAUGGUCACUGUUGACAACAAAGUCUAUAUCUACGGGGGAGUAAGCAUCAUUUCGAACGGCACAACCAAUACCUUGUGGAUACUCAACCGCUACCUCCGCACUGUGGACUUCUCGACCACGCGCGAUUUGUCCGAUCCUUCUCUGAUCACCGCCGAGCCUCUUCCCGAUUUUGUGCCUACUUUUGAUGAGGGUGCCUUCUGGGAAGAUGGUCGGAAGCUCUACGUCGUGGCUGGUCUGCAGGGGUGCUGGUAUCACCUCACGGAGCAGGGGUCGUUCGUGGACUCGGAUUGGAGCCUUGCGGACCUGUCGGGGCAAAGCAUCUACUAUUAUGAUGUCGACUCGGGCCAGUGGUCCGUGGAUACUGCACUGCAGAACUAUUCGCAGACCGGUCUCCCGAUGGACGGGCCCUUCUCGUGGAACUAUUUCGGUUGGAACUCACGCCUCGCAACAGGCUACGUCCACAACGGCAUCAGGGCCGCCGGACACGCGCGCUUGGACCCCAACACCGAGGUCUACAUUCUCGACCCCGGAGUUCCUCAAAUCGGGGAAAAGUUCAUCGCGUCCUUCAGCACCAGUGACUGGACUUGGACCAACAAGACCAUCUCGUCGGAGCUUGUAGAGCCGUGGAGUGAACGUGGCAACUUGGUGUUUCUCCCGGGAACUGAGUCCAACACCAGUGGACUGGCCGUCGCACUGGGGGGUGACACAAGACCUGAGACCCAAUAUUUGAGCUUGAGACGCGUACUAAUGUACGACACGGGGGCAGACGAGUGGUUUGAGCAAGACACCACCGCCGAAGGGGGAACAUAUCCCGCGCCACGCGCCUCCUUCUGUGCUGUCGCCAUGACCGCGGCGGACGGCAGCAGCCACAAUAUCUACGUAUAUGGUGGACUACAAGCAACUGGCGACAUCCCGCUUGGCGAUGUCUGGAUCCUCACGCUUCCUGCCUUCCAUUGGAUUCCCGUCAGCACGAGCUCGGUCCCCCGGUCUGGGUCUGCCUGUGCCGUGGUGGCAGACAGGUAUCUGGUCACAUAUGGUGGCCUGGAAAAGUCGGUCUCAUGGCCGGUGCCGGCCAGAUACGACUGGCCCUGCGAUCAAGCGCAGUCCGGCCUUCGGCUCUUCGACCUUAUACACCUAGAUUGGACGUCGACCUAUGAGGCACCGCCUCAGCAGUCCUCGGGGGCACCCAAAUCGUCAACGACGUCGAAUUUAUAUGCCAUCCCCAGCCAGGUGUACGGCAUCAUCGGCGGGGGUGCGGGUGGCGGCGCAACCGUGACCGCACCCAGUGCGGGAUUUGGGACGAACACUGCCCUCGCCUCGAUAUUUGCCAACGCCGUCCAAGUGUCAGGCUCUUCCAGCAGCACGGCCUCCGCUGUUACUCCGUCCGGCGGCGGCAGCAGCGGCACAGCUUCCGUGACCGCUUCGGCCACCAGCGCCGGCAGCACCGCCGGGUCACAUUCAAGCCACUCCCACGCCGGGGCUAUUGCCGGUAGUGUGGUGGGCGGUGUCGCCGGCCUUGUGAUCAUCCUUGUUGCCGGCCUAUGGUUCCUCCGUCGGAGAAGAAGGAAGACUGGCACUCUUGACACCCAUGAGGUGAGCAAGGGUCCCCAUGAGGCUGACGGUAUCAGCUUGCGGAAGGUCGAUAGUACGGGCAAAUACGAGGUUGACGGGAACGCGAGGCACGAAGCUGAUGGAAGUGAAAGACAUGAAUUCGAUGCGAGUGAAAGGCACGAAGCCGAUGGAGCUGAAAGGUACGAAGCUGAUGGUAUGGAGACAGCGAGACUGGCGGGUCCUCUUACUCAUGAGCUCGAGGCGCCUCUCAGAUAA